GGGGCGUGUCCGGGGGCGUGUCCCCGCGGUGGGCGGUGCCGCGGGACCAUGGCGUGGUCCCGGUACCAGCUGGGCCUGGCCGCGCUCAUGCUCCUCACCGGCUCCAUCAACACCCUGGCGGCCAAGUGGGCCGACAACUUCAGCGCUCCCGGCUGCGAUGGCGCGGAGGAGCACAGGUUCCAGCACCCCUUCCUGCAGGCCGCCGGGAUGUUCCUGGGGGAGUUUUCCUGCCUCCCGGUGUUUUACCUGCUGCUCCUGCGGGAUCGGCGCCGCGCGGAUCCCGCCCCGGCCCCGAAUCCAGCCCCAUCCCGACCCUUCCAGCCCCUGCUGUUCCUGCCCCCCGCCCUGUGCGACAUGGCCGGCACCAGCAUCAUGUACGUGGCCCUGACCAUGACCAGCGCCUCGAGCUUCCAGAUGCUGCGGGGCUCGCUCAUCAUCUUCACGGGGCUGCUGUCGGUGGCGUUCCUGGGCCGGCGGCUGCGCUGGAGCCACUGGUCGGGAAUGGCGCUCACCGUGGCGGGGCUGGCGCUGGUGGGGCUGGCGGAUCUACGCGGCUCCGGCGGCGCCGGGCACGGCACGGUUGGCGUGGUCACGGGUGACCUGCUGAUCCUGCUGGCCCAGGGAAUCGUGUCCAUCCAGAUGGUGCUGGAAGAAAAAUUCAUCUUCAGCCACGACGUCCACCCGCUGCGCGCCGUGGGCACCGAAGGUUUGUUCGGCUUCGUCAUCCUAGCGCUGCUGCUGGUGCCGCUGUCCUUCAUCCCGGCGGGCCGGCUCUCCGGGAAUCCGCGUGGAGUGCUGGAGGAUCCGGCAGACGCCUGGUGCCAGAUCCGCCGGGAGCCGCUGAUCCUGGCGGCGCUGCUGGCCAACGUGGGCAGCAUCUCCUUCUUCAACUUCGCGGGGCUGAGUGUGACGCGGGAGCUGAGCGCGACCACGCGCACGGUGCUGGACAGCCUGCGCACGCUGCUGGUCUGGGCGCUCAGCCUGGCGCUGCGCUGGGAGCAGUUCCACGCGCUCCAGAUCCCAGGAUUCGCCCUGCUCCUGGCGGGAGCCGCGCUCUACAACGGCCUGCACCGUGCCCUGCUGCCCGGCGGCGCCGGGGAGGACACCGGGAGCGGCAACGGGAGCGGGAAUGGCGAGGAGAGGGAAGCGCUGCUGGGCACGGAUGGCGAUGCUGAAAAUCAGGGAUGAGCGCGAUCCCUGUUUGGGGAUGUUCUGUGGGAUGGGAAUCCUGAAGAUUGGGACUGGGAAUUCUCCCAACAGGGAAUGGUGGCAAUGAGUGAUGGAUGUUCCUUGGGAUGUGCAUCCCGAAGAUUGGGACUGGGAACUCUUCCAGCAGGGAAUCGUGGCAAUGAGUGGAUGUUCCUUGGGAUGUGCAUCCCAAAGAUUUGGAUUGGGAAUUCUCCCAACAGGGAAUGGUGGCAAUGGCUGGAUGUUCCUUGGGAUGUGCAUGCCAAAGACUGGGACUGGGAACUCUUCCAGCAGGGAAUGGCAGAGAUGGGGUGGAUGUUCCUUGGGAUGCACAUCCCGAAGAUUGGGAUUGGGAAUUCUCCCAGCAGGCAAUGGUGGCAAUGACUGGAUGUUCCUUGGGAUCCACAUUCUGGGGAUUGGGACUAAAAAUUCUCCCCUCAGGGAAUGGCAGAGAUGGGGUGGAUGUUCCUUGGGAUGUGCAUCCCAAAGAUUGGGACUGGGAAUUCUCCCAAUAGGGAAUGGUGGCAAUGACUGGAUGUUCCUUGGGAUCCACAUCCUGGGGAUUGGGACUGGGAAUUCUCCCCACAGGGAAUGGCAGAGAUGGGGUGGAUGUUCCUUGGGAUGUGCAUCCCAAAGAUUGGGACUGGGAAUUCUCCCCACAGGGAAUCGUGACAAUGACUGGAUGUUCCUUGGGAUGUGUACCCCGGGGAUUGGGAGUGGGAAUUGUGCAUCCCAAAGACUGGGAAUUCUUCCAACAGGGAAUGGUGGCAGUGAGUGGAUGUUCCUUGGAAUGUGCAUCCCAAAGAUUGGGAUUGGGAAUUCUCCCCACAGGGAAUGGCAGAUUUGGGGUGGAGAAGCUGUACUGGCUCUUCCCAAUGGGGUUUGGACCCACAGCGGAUUUCCCGGGAGACUGGAGCCUCUGCACCAUUCCCAAAAAAUUGGGAUGGGACUGGGGUGGGAUUUGGGCUGGAUCCACCCACUCCUAAAUUUGUGUUCCCAAUAAAGCCCCUCUGCCCCUGGCUCAUUCCA
This is a messenger RNA of Catharus ustulatus (Swainson's thrush), 2217 nucleotides long. RefSeq names its product solute carrier family 35 member F6 (gene SLC35F6). The transcript is spliced from 6 exons. Gene Ontology annotation, biological process: transmembrane transport. NCBI's taxonomy places the organism in Eukaryota, Metazoa, Chordata, Aves, Passeriformes, Turdidae. Gene Ontology annotation, cellular component: intracellular membrane-bounded organelle; membrane. The record is from RefSeq and is a predicted model, not a curated record. The coding region runs from base 49 to 1188 and encodes 379 amino acids. Gene Ontology annotation, molecular function: transmembrane transporter activity.